Messenger RNA from Tigriopus californicus, 2463 nucleotides. RefSeq names its product zinc finger and BTB domain-containing protein 41-like. Gene Ontology annotation, molecular function: RNA polymerase II cis-regulatory region sequence-specific DNA binding; DNA-binding transcription factor activity. The record is from RefSeq and is a predicted model, not a curated record. Lineage: Eukaryota; Metazoa; Arthropoda; Copepoda; Harpacticoida; Harpacticidae. The coding region runs from base 952 to 2268 and encodes 438 amino acids. The transcript has 3 exons. Gene Ontology annotation, biological process: regulation of transcription by RNA polymerase II.
GUUUAUCAUCCAUACCCAUUUGCUGAGCGUGCAUGAGUGUGUGUAUGUGUGUCUAUCUACGCGUAUAUACGUGUGUUUGCCCGUGGCAAGCAAGUAGGAAGCACCAAGCGAGCGCAUUGCAGAGGUCUUUCUGCAAGCUCUUCCUCUUCUUCCAGUGUUGGACCACCUGCACCACGUCCUCAGUCUGUUCCGCCGUGGGUGCAAGGUCUGCAAAUCCACCAAAGGUCUGAGCGAGUGAAUGUGUGACUGUGUUGUCGCUGCUGUUCCUGCUGCUCCUGCUGUUUCUUUCCUCCUUGGUUGCUUGCUUGGUUGCUUGGUGGCUUGCUUGCCCGCUUACUUGCUUGCUUAGCGCUGUUAGAUCGUCCUCGGAGGCAGCGGCCGGACUCCGCACUCCGAGAAGACCGAGGAAGGGAGAGGGGAUCGAGAAGUGCUUUUUCUUUGGGCUCUAUUUGAUCAGGAGGACUUGAUAAUCCAAGUUGUGUACCCAAACCAUUUUGUCUUCUCUUUCGUUGUGAAGACUCGAGGUGGGUUUUGUUUGCUUCUGUCGUCUCUCCUGAACACACACUACUGCAGUGAGUGCUUGCUUGCUUGCUUGCUUGUGUGCUCCGAAUACACCAACGACGAGAAGGAACGAGGAGGAAGAAGAAGAAGAAGAAGAAGAAGGAACGAACGAGAAGAACUAACAAAGACCAACGAUCGCUGCCGCUCUCUUGGUAUUUGAACACGCAGACCUUGUUAGCCAAGCAAAUCUUCACCUUGGAUCUUCAAGGACCCGGGUGGAACAUCGAUUACCAAGAGAGUCUCAAAGUGGGAUAGAAAAAGACUUGAAAUCGUCCGGAUCACUCUAGACCAGCGACGCAAAACGGACCUAAGCCUUUAAUACAAUAUCCGAGACAACCCUCUGUGUGUUGAUGAGUUGAUCCAUGUGCAUGGAUAAUUGACCCAACAAUAAUGUUGGCCACUGAUCCUCUGGUGUGUGCAUUGCACUCCCAAAACGUGAUGUUGCCUGAUCGGCUCUACUUUUCCAAUAUUGAGUCCAUGUCGGUUCAACAACCAAGCUCUGUAACGAGAAGUGAACCAGACUCGGACUUUGAAUAUGAUUUCUACAGCGAAUGUAGCUCUCCAGGAGGACAAAUCUCCCCUCUUAGGGCAAACACCCCUCCCUCGUCGCCACACUUGGACUCUAAUCCUCCAAGUGGAGAGGGCACGACGGCUAUCGCGUUCCAAGAACUACCAAGUACUGGUCCAGCACUUUCUACAGACGAGCCAUUCCUCGGGUCAUAUAUAUUGGGCUUCGGGGACGCAGAGGACAUCGAUGAAGGGUUAUGCCUAACCCUUAACUUUGAAAACAGCCAGAGGAAGCCCCAAGUUUUAAGCACCAAAGAAUCUUCAGCCUCAGAACUCUCGCUUCUGUUACUAUCAUCAGCAUCCUCCUCAGCAUCCCAAGGUGAAACUCACCGAUUGGCGUUCAACUCUUCAGGCAAGUCGUCAUCGGCGUCGUCAUCGGCGGCCCAAUCGUUCUCAACUGUGGGUGAAAAGACGUCGGUGAAAAGUCGUCAGCAUGCGUGCCAAUACUGUGAAAAGCUGUUCAAAACCCGCUCCAACCUAAAUCAGCAUGUUCGUACUCACUUGGGUGCCAUCUUUAAAUGUGACAAGUGCGACAAGAAUUUCACGGAGAGCGGCUAUCGGUACCAUCUCUUGACCCAUCGCCAGGAGAAACCUUUCAGCUGCCACAUUUGUGCCAAAUCGUUUGUUCAAAACAAAUUGCUCCAAAAACAUAUUUCAUCGUGUCACUCGGAAGUGAGGAAAUUUAGUUGCCAACAUUGCCCUUCGUCUUUCAAGAGGAAGGACCAUCUCUCCCGACACAUCAGCGAUCUCCAUGACGCAAGAGAAAAGCUCUUCAAGUGCAAGUUUGAUGAAUGCAUCGCCAAAUUCAAUUCAACACGCAGACUGCGGGUUCAUGAGCGUAGACAUCAAGAGCGAUCUCGGUUCCAUUGUGAGAUAUGUCCCAUGAAAUUCUUAAGAAAACGUCAGCUGACCGAGCAUUUAAAAAGGAAGCAUGCCUGUUCAGACAUCAGGACUGACGUCGAGACCGUCUUAUCCAAGCUACAAGAAGACGAUGAUCGGGCGUUCGACGAUUUCUUGGGUGAGAUUCUGCGGGCCGAUGACGAACUCAAAACGAAAAACCCUCCUCUUUCCAAAGCAAUCUCAAUGGAAAUAGACUUGUCUACCAACCCACCAAACGCUGGAGAUAUUGUUGUUUGGUAGGAUAAUUGGCUCGAUUCGAGACUGGAACGUCUUACUUAUAGAAUAUAAAAGUGCACAGAAAAUCUAAUCAUUCAUUCUUGCAAAAAACAUAGAUCGUUGAUUUAAAACAUUGAUCGCAUUUUAAUGUGAAUGAAAUAUCUAUUCCUAACAUCCCUUUUCAGGCCUGAAAUAAAUGUCAGCGUGUCCAAACCAAAA